AUGGAUAGCACAGCCAAUGCUUCGGAACUCGUCACUAUGAAUGUAAAGAGCUCGGCUGUGCUUUGGACAUUUCGACAAUUCCGACAUGUGCACCCAAGACCACCGUACAAGGAGGUCUUCGAACAUAGUCCCGGAAGGAAGCAGACAGCACCGCCCACUCAAAAUGUAAAAAAUGCAAACUGCCUCCAAGACGUUCCUGCACAGACCGUAACGUUCAACUGCCAAACGGCAAGAAGUGCAUCGGUGGCCACUUCGAGAUUUCCGAGCAGCUCCAUCAGAACUGCGACUUUGGCAAAUACGAUACGAACGGCAGAAAGACGACAAAGUCCAGCUCGUGCUGUGAUACCAUCGCCAGCUCCUGCACCACCAGGUCACAUCUCUCAAGUGCUAGCGACGAUACUGAGAGUCACACUGCGCAAGGGUUUACUCAAGAAUGAGGAAAUUAGUCCUGAUGUCCCAGGAGCAGUUCGGUUUCAUACUGCUGUCGAGACAAAUGAAGUGACAACUGAAACCCAGUGUCCUUGUUCCCAUAUUGUCACGACGCUCUGGGAGGAACAAAGUCAUAUUCGAGUGGAAACUUUAAGAAACAAAGUUGACCCUGUGGCGUUAUCGAACGACGUUGGUCGGCAACGAGGAGGCGGAUCCAGCUACGAAUACCCAAUGAGUCAAAGCGAAUGCCAGUUUGCAGAAAAUCUAGCCGAACGCCUUUUCAAAACGAACAUACGAACAAGCGCUGGACGUGGAUCUGAUGCUAACCGUAACGCAAAUCGUUCGGAUGAUGAACACAGCGACAGACCACGAAGGAAACGAAGUAGACGAAGGAAGAAGGUCAAUACUCGCAUCAAAGAGACCUACGAUCAUAGUGUAACCCGAACUCGUACCACUCCCACCCCAGAUGAUUCGUUCGAGCCAGACAAUCUGUCGCCCCUACCUGACCACGACGCUAUUCAACCGCUACAGAAUCCGCAAGUCCAUACGUUUCAGAGCAGUGUCAAUGUGGAGCAAGUUGGGCCGGACAUUCAACGCUCCGAGAGAUCCAGUGAGCACAUGGAAAGGGAGAGUCGAAGCAGUGAAUUCCUCUGA
This is a messenger RNA of Haemonchus placei, 1083 nucleotides long. Lineage: Eukaryota; Metazoa; Nematoda; Chromadorea; Rhabditida; Trichostrongylidae. The record is from the annotation of a GenBank genome assembly.